AUGGCAUUGACCAUUACACAUUAUUGCCCUUGCAACGAUAGAUACCUGCAAAAAUCCUCGAAUUCGUACCCCAAUGAUCAUCCACUCAACAAAAUCAAAGACCCGAACAACAACUAUCCUCUAUCCAAUCUUAAUUUCUGUUUCCAGUGUCAAGGUAUAAGGUGUCAAAAGUGUGUCGAGCCAGAAUUUGUUGCAAAUUAUUGUCCCAACUGUCUCACUUUUUUCAACAAUGAAUCCAGCUUCUGUGGGAGAAACUGCUUUGUUUGUCCACUUUGUGAUUCCAACGUCACGAUUUCCAGUGCUGCUGACGGUAGCGAUUCUGGGAAAUCAUUUAUCUUCAAAUGUUCAAAAUCCGACUGUAAUUACAAAUAUAAUAGUGGGGCUUUAGACAAACCCAAGAGCUUGUCAAGUUUCAUCAGAGCCAAGAUUGCCGCAACCUUGUACCAUAGUCAAUUUUCCAAGCUUCAAAAAACUCACAUCAGUCUCAAAAAGAAGCAGCAGGAUAGUAAGCGAUAUCGUGGGACACAUAAUCCAAAAAAACCAGAUUUUAAGAAACUAUUGGAAGCAAUGAAGCAUUCCAGUUUGAAUGAGGGGGCCAACGUUGAAAAUAUCAUUCCCUUAAAUGAAGAAGAAGAUUUUAAAGAUGGCAAAUUGAUCGAGAGUUUGGGCGAUGAGGAUUGUAUCAUACAGUACAGGCAGUUUUUAAAAUCACAUAUACAGUAUAGUCUUACGAGCGUUUCGAGCUCCAAAAUCAUUAAAAAUAUUUCCAGUAAUGCGAAAACCAGUUAUCAGGAGUUAUUGCCUAUUCCAAGAAAGCUCAGAUCGCGAAAGAGGUUGAAAUGUAAAGAUUGUCGUGGGGACUUGGUGGAACCGUACGUUGAAGAUACAUCAAAUACCAGAACGAUGCAGCCAGGUCGUAUCUUCAAAUUUCUCAAGACGUCAGAUGCCAUUGAUAUAUUACCCCUGAUAAAAAUCAAAGAAUUCCCAGGUAAUGAGGAAUCGGUACUAAGACCCAAUAAUCUGGCCCCUUUCGUUUUGAUUUUUAAGAAUCCUAAUUUAAGUCACAAGAUGAAGGUGAUGAUCUCUACUUUUGACGCUACGCACAGUGACUAUGGGGUGAAGGUGAGUUUGCCAUGUCAUGAUUUUACGCUAGGAAGUUUGGGAUCUGUCGUGAACAAUGUGAGUGAUGGAAAGAAGAACAGUAAUGACGAUGAGGAUGAAGAUGAAGAUGAGGAUGAUGACGACGAUGAUGAAUUUGAAAAGUUAGGGAGUAUUGCAGAUGUUAAGCUAUCGUCUAAGAUUAAUGAGCCCGCAAAUUUCAUCAAAACAAUUCCAACGAUUGAAUUGAACGACAACACCAAAUUUUCGCGAGUUGAAUUAAUGACCAGGAAUUCCGAUACAAAUGUUGUAUGGUCCAAACUUCAAGAUUCUUCUAAACAAGAGCACCAGCGGUCUUCUAGUAUAAAGCAAAGUAUUGGCAUUUUCCCCAACGGUUCUCCGAGUAAAAACUUACUCAAGAUUUCCCAUCUCAACCUGAUUACAUCGGCGCAUUAUCUUGCUGCUGAAAAUUUAUCCAAACAUUCUUUUUCAUCGUCUCAGGAAAGUCUAAAUUUGGCUGCCAAUUCUAGUGGAAUAGAUCGCUCGUCAUAUACAAAUUCAGAUGAUCCGUUAGAUUCCGGAGCUAAUUGGUGUUGUGUUCCAAUGAAUAUAAUUCCAUCGAAAUACGACCAGCAUGAUUACGAUUUGAGUAUUCCAUUGUUUAUUAGCGUUGAAGUAUUGGAGAACGAGAAUGAGAAUGAGAACAAAGCUUUUGGAUAUUGGGUGGUGAUACAUCUCGGAAGAGUUUCAGUGGAGAGUGCUGAUAUGAGCAUGAGCAUGAGUAUGAACAUGAGUGUCAAUAUGGAUGAUUCUAUCCUAAGCCUCGGAGAGGCUGAUUGA
Molecule: messenger RNA, 1938 nt
Organism: Saccharomycopsis crataegensis
Lineage: Eukaryota; Fungi; Ascomycota; Saccharomycetes; Ascoideales; Saccharomycopsidaceae
Exons: 1
Coding region: 1-1938 (645 amino acids)
Cellular component (GO): dynactin complex
Source: RefSeq, a predicted model, not a curated record